AUGGCUCUUGGUGGUAAAAGUGGUGUUAAUGAACCCACUCCGAGCGCCGACCAUUCGAUAUCUGGCCCCCGAAAAAGCCCCAAAUGGACCACUGAGCAAAACUUGGUGCUACUGAGUGGGUGGAUCAAAUAUGGAACCGACAGCAUUGUUGGCAGAAACCAAAAGAACGAAUCAUUUUGGGGUAAAAUUGUUGAGUAUUUUAAUGAGUUUUGCUCAUUUGAUCCUCCACGUAGUGCAACUACAUGUGCAACUACAUGUAGAAAUCGCUACAACUACGUGAACACAAAACUGGGAAAUUGGAUUGGCGCUUACGAUAACGCUAAGCGUAUGCAACAAAGCGGGUGGUCGGAGCAAGAUGUAGUGGCGAAAGCGCAUGAAAUAUAUUCAUAUGGUGGUAACGGUAAUUUCAAUUUAAUGAAAGAAUGGAUCUCUGUUCAGGUAGGAGGAAAUACUAGCUUUGGAAGCAGUGGAUCUAAGAGAGUUCACGACAGUGAUGCUAGUGACUCCAACUCUGUAGGAUCCAAUGCUCGUCCAAUGGGGAGGGAUGCAGCUAAGAAAGCUAAAAAGAAAGGUAAGGGCGCAGUCUUGGAAGUGGUCAACGAAGAGUUUAAUGUAUACAAAAAGAUCAAGGAGCAAGAGUUGAAACGCUUGGACAAUAUAGCCAUGAUGAAAGAGGAGGCAAUUCGAAAGCAAGAGGAGUCAAACAUAGUGAUGAAAGAAAAGACUAGGGCUAUGAAUAUGAAGAUGUGGAUGAAGCUAAGUGAAAAGAACUAUCCAUCAAAAUUUCCUUUUGAUAUCGAAGGUUACAAAAGGCAGUCUGAAAUUAAAGAUAUGUAUAUCCUCAACUAUUUUAGUGAGCGUCGUAAGAAAAUAGAGGAAGACUUUCCACCUCGCAUGAAGAGAAGAUACUUCAAUAGAGAAUUGCAUGAUUCAAGUGUGCAUCGCGAAUUGCAAGCAGAUCUAGGCAAACACAUAUGGGCAAAGUUCGGAAUGUCUCGUGAUUAAAAUGAUUUUAAAUUUUUGAGUUGAGUCUAUUGUACUAGUUAUGUGAGUUUUAUUGGUUGU
Messenger RNA from Camelina sativa (false flax), 1065 nucleotides. RefSeq lists its product as uncharacterized. The record is from RefSeq and is a predicted model, not a curated record. NCBI's taxonomy places the organism in Eukaryota, Viridiplantae, Streptophyta, Magnoliopsida, Brassicales, Brassicaceae.